AUGGCUCUCGUUUUCGGAUUUCCAUCCUAUUAUCCCACGUACCGGUAAGUUUUUUACAAAGCUUCAUCGUUUUAAGACUUCUUUCUAUAAGCGUUAGUCACUAAAUAAACUUAACGUCUCCUCACCUUAAAUCUUCACUGAGUUAAAUUUUUGAGUUCUGAAAUGCAAGCUUUCAUUAAAAACGACUGACGACAAGCAAGAAUUCUCAGUCAGAAGUAUUAUUGAGAAAUCAAGGGAAAAGAAAACUGAAAGUACCUGAAAAUUAGGAUUUUUGUGUGAACAAAAUUGCGCAAUAACUCAAUUCUUAUGACAAAUGUGAGGAAAUCUGUUAGUGUAAAAAAAAUACCAGUUAAUAAUUAAAAAACGUUUGAGGGAUGCAGGUUAAGUCAGUCUUACCGACUUUACUGUCAUUUUUCUCAUUUAUUUCUACAGCAGAGACUAUGAUGAAGCUGUUCCAGGUUUUGGGUUUUUGCCUGAUCUAUGGAGAGAGAUAGCUCUUGCUUCUGACGAGCAGGCGCGAGACACUAGCUUUCAACACAGCCAAAAUAAAUUGGCAGUGCAGAGCCCAAUCAAGAUUGCUUCUCUGCCACUAAAGCAGUACAAGCCAGAAGACAUUUCACUCGAUGUGGACGGCGAAAAUAUCAUCUUACAUGGUCAGCAUCGAUCAGAGAGAGAAGAUGGAUUUGAGAAUAAUGAGUUUAAAAAGAUUAUUAAGCUGCCAGAUGGAGUUGAUCCUACAACAGUGAAAUCGCGAGUAAUCAAAACUCUGAACAAAGGCAACGUUCUUGUCCUUGAAGGCGACAGGCGCGUUGAAGAAAAAGCAAAACAAGACGAUGGCAAGUUCGUGGUUAAAUUGGAUCUGCGAGGAUUUAAACCAGAAGAUAUCAAGGUCCAGCUUCGUGGACAUGAGCUCGCAGUUACAGGAAAACACAAUUCAGAAGACCAAGGUUUCUAUUUUUCACGUGACUACAGUAAUCGCGUUUUGUUGCCUGAUGACGCAGACCUUGGUUCAGUGACGUCACGCCUCUCCAAGGAAGGCUUGCUGAUCAUAGAAGCGUCACGUGACCCAGCUUUGUUACCAAAGGAACGAAACGUGGAAGUCUCCAUGGAACUUGAUGAGCAAGAACCUGAAGAGGAGGCCAAACCAGUAACAACUGGUGAUACAUAAGAACAGAACAAAAACUGAAUGAACUAUGGUGGCUUAUUGUAAGGCAUUACCUACUCUUUAGCAAAACAUGUUUAACUUCUGUUAUAUUUUUUGUUAAAAGUCUUAAGGGCUAGAAACAUAGAGCAACAUUUCAGUAUGCGUAGUAUCAGCGUUUUUUCGAGCAAUUUACCACCUCUUAGAGGAUAACAGGCUUAUUCUGAUAAUUUUUGAGAAUUGUAGAGAGUUAGUUUAUAGUUUCACUUGCCUUUUUUGUUAAUCGUUUUAAAAAAACGAAACAAUUAAGGAUGAUAGUAAUAAUAGUGUUUAUAAUUUUUUUUUCUGUUUCGGUUUCUGUCUUUUAGUAGGGGUUUUUUGUUACGCUAGAGUUUUUUGCCCCAUACAAUUUGUGAAAAUGUUAUUUUGUGUUUAUUCGUUAAUACCUCUAUAACUUAUUUUAGGCUCGCAGUGUUUUGCUUUUUAGUUUUUUGAGUUUUCAAUAGAUAAAUUAAGUUGUCGAAUAUUACGCCUACAGCAUAGUCACAAAGGCAUAAGUUCUGUAGUUGAAGUUGAUGGAAUAAAAGUUGGAAAACGAGUAAAUG
This is a messenger RNA of Porites lobata, 1746 nucleotides long. The record is from the annotation of a GenBank genome assembly. NCBI's taxonomy places the organism in Eukaryota, Metazoa, Cnidaria, Anthozoa, Scleractinia, Poritidae.